Corylus avellana is the source of this 4332-nucleotide messenger RNA. Its product is annotated as Tetratricopeptide repeat (TPR)-like superfamily protein. NCBI's taxonomy places the organism in Eukaryota, Viridiplantae, Streptophyta, Magnoliopsida, Fagales, Betulaceae. Gene Ontology annotation, molecular function: protein binding. The record is from RefSeq and is a predicted model, not a curated record. Gene Ontology annotation, cellular component: TRAPPIII protein complex.
AACGAGCUUUGGCUUUUGAAUCUAAUCCUCCAUUGUCCCCAGAGAUCUGAGCAAGCCAGAUUCCUCAGCGAAUCGUUCCAACGAGCUGAGUCAUAAACCCGGCGAGCGACUCAGUGCGGCCUUUGGAGUCUAGCGCAGAAGCUCACUGGGCAACCGGAAAAGAGGACAAUGGAUCCCGCGAACACGCCGCUUGGCAGAAUGCUAGUGGAGGAGAUCACUCCCGUUGUCAUGGUGCUCUGCACCCCUCUCGUCGAAGAAUCUUGCCUCAAGAACAGCCUCUCCUUCGUCGAGAUGCUCAGCCCCUUCUGCUCCUUCAACAACAUCGACGUACCUGUACGGACAGCGAGUGAUCAACCCUACAGGCUGCAAAAGUUCAAGUUGCGGUUGUUUUAUGCAUCUGAUAUUCGGCAACCGAACUUGGAGGUAGCAAAAGAGCGAUUGAAACAGGUUAUUACUCAGGCUGGGGAGAAAGAUGACUUGUGUUCGGACCCCCCUCACUUUAGUAAUCUACUCGCCAGCUCUGAAUCUGGAAUUCAACCCUCAUGGUUCGAGUAUUUCAAUAAAGAGCUCGUACGGACCAUGUCUUUUUCGGACCAUGAAUCUUUUGACCAUCCUGUAGCAUGCCUUUUAGUUGUUUCUUCGAAGGAUGAACAACCUAUUAACAGAUUUGUUGACCUCUUUAACACCAACAAAUUGCCUUCUCUUCUUAAUGAUGGUGCAAUGGACCCGAAGAUCUUGAAGCAUUAUUUAUUGGUGCACGAUAAUCAAGAUAGCACUCAAGAGAAAGCAGCUAAGAUUUUAACAGAAAUGAGGAGUACGUUUGGUUCAAAUGAGUGUCAAUUACUUUGCAUUAAUUCUUCUCCCCAUGGGCUCGUUGAACGUCCAGAGAAUCCUUGGGCUCCUUAUAAAUGUGAUCCUUCACCUAGUCAGUGUCUUGGUUGCUUCCUUAACAUUGAUGACUUUAAUAAGAUAAAAGAUCUCAUGCAAGAUUUAUCAUCUAAACACAUCAUUCCUUACAUGGAGCAAAAAAUACGUGUGCUGAAUCAACAGGUUUCUGCUACAAGAAAAGGUCUUAGAAACCAAAUAAAAAACUUAUGGUGGAGAAAAGGGAAAGAAGAUGUGGCAGAUUCCCCUGAUGGCCCUAUGUAUACAUUUAGCUCCAUUGAGUCUCAGAUUAGGGUUUUGGGUGACUAUGCCUUCAUGUUACGGGAUUAUGAGCUUGCAUUGUCAAAUUAUCGUCUAAUUUCCACAGAUUACAAGCUUGACAAAGCCUGGAAGCGCUAUGCUGGUGUGCAGGAAAUGAUAGGUCUUGCAUUCUUCAUGUUGGAUCAAUCAAGAAAGGAAGCAGAGUAUUGCAUGGAAAAUGCAUUUAGUACCUAUCUAAAAAUUGGGCCAUCUGGUCAGCAAAAUGCGACAAGGUGUGGUCUUUGGUGGGUAGAAAUGUUAAAGACAAGAGAUCAGUAUACAGAUGCCGCCAGUGUCUACUUCCGUAUUUGUGGUGAGGAGCCUUUGCAUUCAGCUGUAAUGCUUGAGCAAGCAUCAUAUUGCUAUUUGUUGUCGAAACCUCCUAUGUUACGCAAGUUUGGGUUUCAUCUUGUUCUUUCUGGUGAUCGCUACAAAAAAUGUGAUCAGAUUAAACAUGCAAUUCGCACAUACAGAAGUGCUGUUUCUGUUUUUGAAGGAAUUACAUGGGGCCAUAUCAACGACCAUGUUCAUUUCCAUAUUGGACAGUGGUAUGGUAUUCUUGGGAUGUACGAUCUGGCUGUCAAACAUAUGUUGGAAGUCCUGGCCUGUAGUCAUCAGUCCAAGAUAACACAGGAGUUUUUCUUGAGGGACUUUCUUCAAAUUGUUCAGAAAACAGGUAAAACAUUUGAGGUAUUGAAACUUCAGUUGCCCAAGGUCAACAUCUCUUCACUUAAGGUCGUUUUUGAUGAUCAUCGAACUUAUGCAUCACCUGCAGCUGCUACUGUUGGAGAAAGUUUGUGGCACUCUUUAGAGGAGGACAUGAUUCCAUCGUUGUCUACUGCCAAGACUAACUGGUUGGACUUGCAAUCAAAGCUUAUCCCCAAAAAGUACAGAGAAUCAAAUGUUUGUGUGGCAGGAGAAGCGGUGAAGGUGGAUAUUGAAUUCAAAAAUCCACUGCAAAUCCCUAUUUCCAUCUCCAGUGUUUCCUUGAUAUGUGAGCUUUCUGUAAGAUCUGAUGAAAUGGAAUCUGCAUUAGCAAGUGGAGCCAAUAGUUUUCUCAUUGUUGGUGCAGAUGCGAGUAGCAAAACUGCAGAGCUUCAAAAUGAUGAUGACUUUAUAAAUUUGACCACCAAUAGGGAUAUGAGCUCUGAAAAUUCUUCAUUUACUUCAUCUGAAGUUGACUUUUCGUUAGGAGGGGGUGAAACAACUGUGGUACAACUAACAGUUACUCCAAAAGUGGAAGGCAUCCUGCAAAUUGUUGGUGUUAGGUGGAAAUUGUCUGAUUCAGUAAUUGGUCUUCACAACUUUGACUCUAACCAUAUGAAGAAGAAAAAUACGAAGGGAAAAAGGAAAGCUAAACCUGCUCCCCGUGACAACCUGAAGUUUAUAGUGAUCAAGGGUCUACCCAAGCUCGAGGGCUUCAUUCAUUCGCUACCUGAAAAGGCUUAUGCAGGAGAUAUACGGCAUCUUGUUUUGGAGUUGAGGAACCAAUCAGAAUUUACUGUGCAGAAUCUGAAAAUGAAGAUUAGUGAUCCUAGAUUCCUGAACAUUGGGGAUCAGGAAAAUUUGAAAACAGAGUUUCCUUCUUGCUUAGAAAAGAAGAAAGCUUCUGAGCAAAGUGGUGUACAUGGUAGUUCUAAUAAUUUGUCUCAGACUGUGUUUUUGUUUCCCAAGGACACUUCAAUUCAAGGGAAAACACCCUUAUUGUGGCCUCUUUGGCUUCGGGCUGCUGUUCCUGGAUACAUUUCCUUGUACAUAACUGUAUAUUAUGAGAUGGGAGAUAUAUCAAGCAUCAUUAAAUACCGCACUUUGCGCAUGCAUUAUGACUUGCAGGUAUUACCUUCAUUGGACAUAUCAUUCCAAAUCAGUCCUUGUCCAUCAAGAUUGCAAGAGUUCCUUGUGCGCAUGGAUGUUGUCAACAGUACUAGCUCGGAGAGUUUCCAGGUUCAUCAGUUAUCAUCUGUUGGGCACCAGUGGGAAAUCUCAUUGCUUCAGCAUGUUGAUACCAUAUUCCCUUCACAAUCUUUAAUGGCUGGUCAAGCAUUGUCUUGUUUCUUCAUGCUUAAGAGUUGUAGGAAGUCAUUAACUUCCCAAGACGAGAUAUCUACCCUUUCCCCACUCCUUGGAAGUGAUGUAAGAUUGGGUCCUGAGGGUAGUAAUGAACCACUUUUUGACAUUUGUAGCUCACCUCUGGCUGAUUUUCACCAUUGUGAAAGAUUGCACCUGGGAAUGUCGCAUCAGGGAGACCCAAACACAGUUGACUUCAUAUUGAUCACUCGGCCCGUGAAGGAUAACAUCAUUCCUGGGGUUUCCAAUCCGCCACAUCUUUUUUCUCAUCAUGCAUGUUACUGCAGCACUUCAAGCACAAGCCCGAUAUCUUGGCAAGUGGAUGGGCCUCAUACGCUAUAUCAUGACUUCUCUGCCUCCUUUUACGAAAUUAAUUUAAGGAUGAUUAUUUACAACUCAGCAGAUGCUGUUGCAUCCGUACGCAUUAACACCUUUGAUUCCACCAAUUCUAGUGGCCAUUUAAGUGAAGGAACUACCACUGUAUCUACUGAUCCCUCUGGAGACCAAGCAGGGUGGCGCGAUGCUUCGGUUGUGAAUGACAUUAAAGUUACAUCUGAUGUCGGUGGAUCCCGAGCCGGAAAGUCAUUGUCAGUUGAGAGUGUCCCCCCAUUCAUUUGGUCAGGGACGAGCUCUACCAGAAUCCAACUUGAGCCUAUGUCCACAUCUGAAAUUCCUCUUCAGAUUUGUGUAUUCUCUCCUGGGAUAUAUGAUCUGUCAAACUACGUUUUGCAUUGGAAAGUUGUAUCCUCUAAUGACCCAGGAAACCAGGAGGGAGCAAGUCGGUCUUCAGGAACAUGCCAGGGGUAUCCAUAUUAUCUUAGUGUCCUCCAAUCAUCUUGAAAUUUUAUCCUGUGCUGGUAUUGUAACUUUGGCAGUGUAUAGUAUUUUAAUGUAUUUUUCACAGCAAUAGAAAGUGUGAAAAAGAUAGUGAAGGUAGGAAAGGAAAUUAAAUUCUUUUUUCUUUUUUAAUUCUUGCAAUAAUAAUAGCGCUUAAAAAAAUGAAUUUAAUUUGUUGCCGAAUGAUGUACAAGGACUGACCAUUUUUUAAUAGAGAAAUUUGAGCUAUUUUUAUUGUAUUAA